Messenger RNA from Hemibagrus wyckioides, 2369 nucleotides. RefSeq names its product F-box and leucine-rich repeat protein 18 (gene fbxl18). Gene Ontology annotation, cellular component: SCF ubiquitin ligase complex. The transcript has 5 exons. Bases 186 to 2318 code for a protein of 710 amino acids. Lineage: Eukaryota; Metazoa; Chordata; Actinopteri; Siluriformes; Bagridae. Gene Ontology annotation, biological process: SCF-dependent proteasomal ubiquitin-dependent protein catabolic process. Gene Ontology annotation, molecular function: protein binding. The record is from RefSeq and is a predicted model, not a curated record.
ACGUCUGUAAAUACCUUCCUACUCCAGAGAGAAGCGCAGAACCACUAGUAUUGUGUUAAGGAGUUAAUAUUCUCGCACUGUUUAAAUGAGCUCCUUUUUGUUUUAGGAACAUUAACAUGGAUUUAUAUUUAUAUAUAAUGUAUAUGUUUAUGUGUAUGGGGUGAAAAAACACACAAAAAGACGCCAUGGAGAAGCCAAUCGAGCCGGCCCAGUGCUCUCCGGAGAGUAUCUCUCAGUGCUCUGUCACCAUCUCUGACUUCUCUGACGAGAUUUUACUGCACAUCCUGAGCUACAUCCCCAGCUACGACCUGGUGCUGAGCGUGAGCCGCGUAUGUCGGAAACUUCAGAGUCUGUGUCAGGACAAGAGCCUGAUUUCUCACAUCCAGCUCCAUAAGGAGUACCGAGCGUCUGAUGAAGCAGUGAAGAGGCUGCUGAAGGAGCUGUCCGGUGAAGUCCAGACUCUGGAUGCCAGUGGCUGUUACUGGUUGUCUGGCAGUACGCUGGAUGUUGUAACCCGCUGCGUCGGACUGGUCCGGCUGGACGUGUCAGGCUGGCGCGUGACUCCAGCGCGUCUCUCACGUCUCCUGGGCUCGCUGCGGCAGCUUCGCUCGCUGGCGCUGGACAUCGGCACGGGAUUCGACUUGCAGCAGCUGAGCGAUGAGGGCAAAGCGGCCCUGGCGAGGCUCGGGGAGCUCAAACAGACGCUGCUGACGCCCUCGUAUGGCGUGGUGCCCUGCUGUGGCGCCCUACAGAGAUUAAGUCUGUACUUGGAAGUGGCUGAGGGUUGGCACGAGCCCUGUGCCCACCUCCAGCUGAUAGUGGGGCAAAGCAGCGUACCCCGCUACCAUAACCUGCACUGGUUCUCCGCACGCCUGGCACCUGGAGAGGUCAACCGCGCCUUGCUCAGCCUCUACCUGGCUGCUUUCAGCAUGCGCGUCCCUGAGGGCCUCACCGGGUUGGUUGUCGCCAUGCCCGGUCCUGCUCCGCCCACUCCCGCUUCCGCUGGUUUAUUGACUCAGGGCAUCAUAUCGGCCGGAGGUGCGAUCGGUGCCUUUCAGCUUCCUCAGACGUGGUUAGAUGGCGCCACGUUGAGGCGGGUUUUGGGAUACGGAUGUCCGGCCUACUUGAACGUGUCUCGGUGUGCGGUGCCGGGAUUCGAGCCGCUGUGCGUGUUGCUGGGGGCCGGGUGUGAACUGUCACCGCUGCGUAGUCUCAAUCUGCGUGGGAAAACCGAGGAGGAAGUGGACGCGGAGGACAUCAGGACUCUUACCGAAUCGUGCCCGCGACUCGCCCACUUCAACCUGUCCUCCACACACUACCAUCACACCGCUCCCGAAAAGCCCGACGGCCAUCUGUGUGUGGCUCUCGGAUAUCUCGGUCGUCUUCGGUCACUAGCACUGCCGGCUUGCGCGCUGUCACGGGGGCCGCCAGUUCAGUCAGACAAGCCGGACCUGGCUACAAAACUGUGCUCCGAGUCGCUCCUGCUCGGGCUGAAGAAGACGCGCCGUGUCGGCGUUCCGGCCUACCAGCCCAUGAUUGACAGCACGGGGGCUCUGAAGGAAGAACAGGAAGGUGAAGUGGAGUCCUUCCUGCGCCCGCUGAUAAAUGGCUGCCCGUAUCUGGUCGAGCUGGAGCUGAUCGGAACUGGGUUCUUGUCGGCCAUGCCGAGGUACGACCCAGCCAUGCGUAAGGAUCCCGCCGCCUGCCCCUGGUCCUUCCAGGUCGGAGAUGCCCAGCUGGCGGCUUUGGGAAAACUCCGCUUUUUGAGAAGGCUGACCCUGGCUCACCUGCCCGGGGUCCUAAAGGGUACCGGCCUCAUUCAGCUGGUCCUGGGGUGCAGGGACCUUCAGGCGUUAUCUCUGGCCAACCUGGGGUCCUUAAAGACUGUGAAUUACACUGCAGCUCUGCAGGAGGCUCUUAAACACUGCACACAGCUCAGGGAGUUCAGGUUGGAGCAGCCAUACUUCAGCGCAAAUGCCUCCUUCUUUGACGCGCUCGCUCACUGCCGCCUCCUCCAGCGCCUCUGCCUCGUCUCACGCCACGGAACGUUCCAGCACGUGGCCGCCGUCUCCUUCAUGCAGCACUGUGAGGACGUGGUGAUGUUCCACAUGUUCACCGGCGGCACGCUAGUGUCCUGCAAAACACUGCAGAAAACCCUGCUAGACGGACUCUCUGCAUGGCGUCCAGCCCUCAGUGUGGUGGUCUACCCACUUCUCCAUGAGGACCUGGGGAACAUCAUCAAGGACAUGCCACUCUGCCACCUGGACGAGAUCACACUCUUCAAAACCCGCGUGGCAGAGGAUCCCACUGCACUGUGAGGGGGGGAGAAAAAGAAAGAGAGAGGGAUUCGGGGAGGAGAGAGCUGGGGG